Molecule: messenger RNA, 1629 nt
Organism: Harmonia axyridis
Lineage: Eukaryota; Metazoa; Arthropoda; Insecta; Coleoptera; Coccinellidae
Gene: Vha44
Product: V-type proton ATPase subunit C
Exons: 10
Coding region: 176-1342 (388 amino acids)
Biological process (GO): proton transmembrane transport
Cellular component (GO): vacuolar proton-transporting V-type ATPase, V1 domain; lysosomal membrane
Molecular function (GO): proton-transporting ATPase activity, rotational mechanism
Source: RefSeq, a predicted model, not a curated record
ACUUAUAUAUAAAUGUAAAUAUAUAUAUCCUACCAGAACUUCUAGAUGGCGACACAAUAAUCACGUGAAAUAUCAUUAACGAUUUGAUCAGCUGUAUUCUGGUGCUUGGGAGUGGUUGUAUAUUUUAGAGUGUCUUACACCUAUUUUGUGAAGCAAGGCUUUGUUCAACGCUCAAAUGACGGAAUACUGGUUAAUUUCUGCACCAGGAGACAAAACAUGUCAGCAAACAUGGGAGACAAUGAAUAACUUAACAAACAAGCAGAACUCAUUGUCAGUUAAUUACAAAUUUCAAAUACCAGAUUUGAAGGUGGGUACCCUAGAUCAACUAGUUGGUCUUUCAGAUGAUCUUGGAAAAUUGGAUGCUUUUGUUGAACAAGUUACACGCAAAGUUGCAGCCUAUCUUGGUGAAGUUCUGGAGGAUCAACGAGACAAACUUCAAGAAAACCUGAUGGCAAACAACAGUCUCAUAGCCGAUCUUCCCAGUUAUUUAACCAGAUUCCAGUGGGAUAUUGCAAAAUACCCUAUCAAGCAGUCAUUGAGGAAUAUCGCUGAUAUAAUAAGUAAACAAGUCGGUCAAAUUGAUGCCGAUUUAAAAACGAAGUCUUCAGCCUAUAAUAACUUGAAAGGAAGCCUUCAAACAUUAGAGAAGAAACAAACGGGCAGCUUGCUUACCCGCAACUUAGCUGAUCUUGUCAAAAAGGAGCAUUUUAUACUAGAUUCAGAAUACCUCACUACUCUACUCGUUAUUGUACCAAAGUCUCAGACUCAAGAAUGGCUUACCACUUAUGAAAAAUUAACUGACAUGAUUGUACCCCGAAGUAGCCAAUUAAUAACCCAAGAUAACGAAUACGGUUUAUACACUGUUUCUCUUUUCAAGAAAGUAGGAGAAGAGUUUAAACUACACGCUCGAGAGAAAAAGUUUGUUGUGCGGGAUUUCACCUAUAACGAGGAAGAACUGGCUGCUGGAAAAAAUGAAAUCACAAAGUUGGUGACUGAUAAGAAAAAACAAUUCGGUCCACUCGUAAGAUGGCUGAAAGUAAACUUCAGUGAAUGUUUCUGUGCUUGGAUUCAUGUCAAGGCAUUGAGAGUAUUUGUCGAAUCUGUACUAAGAUAUGGAUUACCUGUCAAUUUUCAAGCAAUUCUUAUUCACCCAAAUAAAAAGUUUGUGAAACGUUUGAGAGAUGUUCUCAACCAAUUGUAUGGUCAUCUAGACAGCAGUGCUGCCCUCUCAGGGGCAAAUGUUGAUGGUGUUGACAUUCCUGGUCUUGGAUUUGGCCAACAAGAGUAUUAUCCAUAUGUUUAUUAUAAAAUUAAUGUAGAUAUGAUUGAUGCAAAAAUCUAAAAUUGUUCUAUUAUCUAUGAUACUCCACGCCUAUGAAAAAUACUUUAAAAAAAUGGGUAAAACAAGAUUCAUAGAAACUGUACUUUAAGAUUCCAUUGUUUCAUUACACUAGUUUAUUAUCUGCCGUUUUACAGAAAGAUCAUUCAAUGUUGAAAUAGAAAGGUUAGUUAGCUUUCAAGAUUGAAUAGUCUAGUUUUUUAUGAUUGUUGAAUUGUUAGAAAUAUAUUCUACAUAAUUAUGAUUGAAUUCCAUACCACAUUCAAUAAAUUUUUAACUAAUAGACAGCA